UCUUUCCACAAUCCCCUUUUAUAUUUCCACAGAACAACAUUAAAGCGCGUGUGAUCACUACCACGAGAUUGCCAGCUAGAAAACAAAACCAUAGUGACUCAUACACAACACGCGCUAGGGUUGGAGAGUGAGGAUUCACAGAAACUGCUCACCAAGAAAAAAAAAAAAAAAAAAAGACUUUCUUUCUAGAGUACCAAAUUCUCUUCUUCUCUGCUCCAAGACGAAUCUAAACAUUCUUUGGAAGAUAUUCGAUCGACAAGAAAAUUAAAACUUCGAGCUUCCAAUGGCAGAUCCGUCAGAAACUCCAAGAUCGUAUCUUAUCUUCAUCAGAAUCAUGAGUAAAAGACGGACAUGGGUUUGUCUCUUCGUCGCCGUCUACGCAAUUCUUUUGUCUUCUUCAUGGAACCUCUUGACAUCAGUUCUCAACUGGUACAAGCUCCAAUACACAUCUUCAUCAUCAUCGUCUUCUGAUUCUUCUCCGUCUAGAUUUCCGGCGGUAUACGCGUCGGUGAUUCUUGGUGCGGUGUUUGGAGUUAUGUCGAUGGUGGCGGCGACGGCGGUGGCUGUACCGGCGGUGAUGGUGAUUUGGAUAUCGGUGGUGGUUCUACUUGCGUUUUUUGGGAAACCAAGGAGAGUUUUGGUGAUUGAAGGAAGAAAGAUUACGAGAGAAGUUGUUGGAUUUGUGUUUAAGGUUCUUUUGAAAGAAGGCAAUGUUGUUGCUGCUUUUUGUGCUGUCUUGGCUUAUUUUCUCCUUAUUAGAAGAGAUUUUGAUUCAAAUUUAGGGUUCUUGGAAUUUUUUUAGAUUUUUUUUAUGAACUUUUGACAUUUUUUUUUUCUGUUCUCUAACAUAAAGUUGUCACUCCCGAGUGUAAAAUGUAAAUUUAAUAUUUUACAAGAAGGAUUGUUUUAGUAG
Eutrema salsugineum is the source of this 913-nucleotide messenger RNA. RefSeq lists its product as uncharacterized. NCBI's taxonomy places the organism in Eukaryota, Viridiplantae, Streptophyta, Magnoliopsida, Brassicales, Brassicaceae. Bases 284 to 802 code for a protein of 172 amino acids. The transcript has a single exon. The record is from RefSeq and is a predicted model, not a curated record.